AUGCCCAACAGCCCUGGCACGCGUACCCGCCAGCCCACACCCAAACCCGCCACGCUACCCCGCCACCCACCACCCAACACCCCGCCACGCGUACCCCUCAGCCCACCACCCAAAACCCCUCCACUCUACCUCUCCAUCCCACUACCCAACAACCCGCCACCCUAUCCUUCCAUCCAAAUACCCAACACCCCGCCACUCUACCCCUCCAUCCCAACACACCUCCACCACCCUCAAGCCCAACACCCGCCACGCGACCCCGCCAUGCCCACCAACCAAACACCCCCUACAAGAGCGAUCUCAACCCCACUACCCAACACCCUCCACGCUGACCCUCCAGUCCACACCCAACACCCCCCUCUACCACUCCAUCCCACCACCCAACACCCCUCUACUCUACCCCCCAUCCCACUACCCAACACCCCUCCUCUAUCCCUCCAUUUCAGCACCCAACACCCCUCCACUCUACCCCUCCAUUUCAACACCCAUGACCCCUCCACUCUACCCCUCCAUCCCACUACCCGACACCCCUCCACUCUACCCCUCCAUCCCACCACCAAAACCCCGCCACUGCACCCUCCAGCCCACACCCAACCACCCCUCACCGACGCCUGCCAGCCCACCACCAAACACCUCCACUCUACCCGCCAUCCCACAACCCAGCACACCCUAACCUACCCUCCACCCCACCACCGAACACCCUCCACCUAUCCCUCCACCACUACCCAACCCCCACUAUCCCUCAGCCCCACACCCAAGACCCCAGUACUCACCCUCCAUCCAACCACCCAACACCCCGCCACUCUACCCCUCCAUCCAAACACACCUCCACUCUACCCCUCCAUCCCAACACCCCUCCACUCUACCCCUCCAUCCCACCAACCAACACCCUCCAAUCUAUCUCUCAACCCACUACCCAAGACCCCUCCACUCUACCCCUCCAUCCCCACUACCCAACACCCCUCCUCCAACUCCAUCCCACCACCCAACACCCUCUACUCUACCCCUCCAUCCCACUACCCAACACCCCUCCUCUAUCCCUCCAUCUCACCACCCAACACGCCUCCACUCUACCCCUCCCAUUCCAACACCCAUGACCCCUCCACUCUACCCCUCCAUCCCACUACCCGACACCCCUCCACUCUACCCCUCCAUCCCACCACCCAACACCCCUCCACUCUAUCCCUCCAUCCCACUACCCAACACCCCUCCUCUAUCCCUCCAUCCCACCACCCAACACCCCUCCACUCUACCCUCCAUCCCACUACCCAGCACCCCUCAACUCUACCCUUCCACCCCACCACCGAACACCCUUCCACUCUUCCCCUCCAUCCCACUACCCAACACCCCUCAUCUAUCCCUCCAUCCCACCACCCCAAGACCCCUAUACUCUACCCCUCCAUCCAACCACCCACACCCCCACGCCUACCCCACCACACCCAACACCCAUCCAUCUACCCUCCAGUCCCAACACCCAAGACCGCCCACGCGACCCCGCCAGCCCACCACCCAAACACCCCCGAUCGACUCGCCAUCCCACACCAACACCUCCCACACGAUACCCUCCACCCAGUGACCAAACACCCCGCCACUCUCCCUGCGCGCCCACACCCACAACAACCCCAACACCCUGCAAAACACCACACCCAACAACCCUGA
This is a messenger RNA of Pecten maximus, 1656 nucleotides long. Its product is annotated as proline-rich extensin-like protein EPR1. The transcript has a single exon. The record is from RefSeq and is a predicted model, not a curated record. The coding region runs from base 1 to 1656 and encodes 551 amino acids. NCBI's taxonomy places the organism in Eukaryota, Metazoa, Mollusca, Bivalvia, Pectinida, Pectinidae.